AUGUCUGCGAAGAUAGUAAUUGGGGAGUUGAUUUUGAUACUUCUAAUGAGAUGUGGUCAAUCGGAAGAAGCAAUUAAAGAAGAGGAAGAAAAGAAAAAAGAGCAAUCAGAAAAUAAGGGCGGAUUGCAUGGGACAAAUAUUGUAAUGGAUAACUUGAUGGAAAGUCAGUGGAGACAUGUUGAAUGGGAAAAAGAAGUAACGAAUUUAGUGGGUGGUGAAAAAUCAGAAAAAGAAUUAAAAAAAGGUGAAAUCAAACCGGAUGGAACUUUAGUUACCGCCGAAUCAGAAAAAAUUAAGACUAAUGAUUUCGAAUUAUUAUUAGGUCAAAUUAAGUAUCAAAAAGAACUGAUUAAAACUAAAAAGGAUGAAUUAGCUAAAAAACAUGGUUAUGCCGAUGAAGCCAAGCAAAUUUUAAAAGAGAUUAAAGAAUUAGAACCCAAAACUAUCUUAAACACUUAUUUACAAAGUAAGUAUAAAAAAGUGGCUAACACUUCCCCGAGUGAAACCAAUAACACUACUGCUACCGAAGAUUAUGUCAUCAAACUAAUUACUCGCACGGUUAAAGAAUUAGGAGCGAUUGAUUAUGAUAAAUUUGUCACUCAUACUAAUUCCAACACUCAUCCCUUAUCAACUAGUGCGAGUGAAAUAGAUAAAGCCGAAUUCACCGCCAGCAAGUUACAAGGUUAUUUAAAAGUUAUCCAAGACCGAGCCAAAAACUUGGUCGAUAACAAAAUUAAGUCCGAUAACCAUCCUGAUAAAGGAAAACCAGCCAAUGGUCACCGAAUCGAGUAUAGUUUUGGACAAGAUUUUACUAAAUCUGGCACAAAUACUCCUCAAGAUAGUGCAAAUUUUACUGAAACCGAUUUCCAAACUGCCACUGCCGGAGUUAAAAACGACACCCUAAUUGUUUUACCAGCCAAAUCUAAUCCCAUGAAUAAAAGUGAUUUCACUAACUUCACGCCGGAAGAUUUAGGAAUUCCAGUUGACAGUAGUGGUAAAUCUAAUUUUUAUGCUACCGAUUAUGGAACUAAAAUCAGUGAUGAGGAGGAAGAUAAAGUAGAAUAUAGACACAGUGAUUACACUAAUCGGCAAAAAUUAAUCAGUUCUUUUACUAACGAUCCAGUCCGGCAAUUAUUCGCUGAUAUCCGAACUUAUGUUCACAAAGAUAAUUCUUUAAAAACUGAUAAAGAUGGUAGUGGAACUUCCACUCCGGAUUAUGCUUGUUUUGAAUCCCGCCUGAACGAGUAUGAAACCGAAAAAGCCAGUUUAUUAGAAGGAGUUAAAACCGGUCGAGAAAGUUUAAAAGCUGCUGAAAAAGCACUUGCCGAAGCCAAAAAAGAGUUAGUCAAAAAGAAAAAAGAGGUCGAAAGCAAAAUAACUGAAAAAAUAACCGAAUUGAGGAAAAAGUAUUUAGAAAACUUUAAUGAAAAUACUCCUAGUUCAGUAAAUAAUGAAGAGUUAGCUCGACAAGCCUUGGUUGAUUUGCAAGCGGAGAUUUUUACCAAACGUGAUGAAACUAACAAAAUCUAUUUGGUUAGAUAUUUCCGAGAUGGCGAAGGUAGGACUGAGAUUGAAAAAAUAGAAAGUUUUGAAAAAAGUUUUGGUUCCCAAGCAAAAUGGGUUGUGCAUACUCUGCAAGAAGUGGUGACUGAUGAUGCCGGUAAAUAUUUAGAGGAUGCUGAUUUAACCGAGGAGGAAAUCAAAACUAUCCUUUAUGAAUUAGCAGAAGGCAAAAAAACCCUGGCCAGCGAGAAAAAAGCCGAUGAAACCAAUGGGGACGACACUGGAAAUCCCACUGAUAAAAUGAGCAUCGCCAAAGAAUGA
Messenger RNA from Funneliformis geosporum, 1824 nucleotides. NCBI's taxonomy places the organism in Eukaryota, Fungi, Glomeromycota, Glomeromycetes, Glomerales, Glomeraceae. The record is from the annotation of a GenBank genome assembly.